AUGUUAAAAUUAUAUCUAAAAUAAUAAAGAUAAAGAGAUAAUCAAAACUUUAAUUGGAAAUGUAACAGCACUGAUGAUCAAAUUUUUAAUUAGAAUAGAGGGUAGUAGUAUUCAAAGUUAAUGUCAAUUUAUAAUCAUACAUUACUAAUACAAAAUAAAAGAAAAUUAAUCUAAAUCAGUAAAUGCAUGAUAUUUUUGAUAUAUCUCCUUCAUUAAAAGAAAUCAACAUUAAUUUUUAUUUUUAUUUCAAUAUCUGGUUUACAUUAAUAAACUAUACUCAAAAUUUUCUAUUUUUACUAUCGCUUUCACAUUAUUUUCAUGCUAACACAAAAUGAGUCAUCAACGCAUAAAAUAUUUUUUCAGUUUCUGAAAAUCAAGGCAUUUAUAAAUCGGUUUAUAAUGAAAAGAGAUUAUUUCAUUUUUCUGAAUUAAAUUUCUACAAUAAGUAAUUUAGAUUAAUUAUGCCUGUCUGCACAAAGAAAAUGUGUGGAUUCAAGAUAGAUACUGAUGAUCUAUCGGAAGCGCUUAUUUGGUUACACUAAAAUUAUAAAUUUCUUUAUUUAUUAUUUAUUUGUCAUUUAUUUAUUACUUUUAUCUUUCGUCAAUUUGAAAACCAUAUUUAUACAGUUAGUAUUCAAUUUGGAAAAGUGA
Molecule: messenger RNA, 651 nt
Organism: Tetrahymena thermophila SB210
Lineage: Eukaryota; Ciliophora; Oligohymenophorea; Hymenostomatida; Tetrahymenidae
Product: transmembrane protein, putative
Exons: 1
Source: RefSeq, a predicted model, not a curated record